AUGUCUGAUCGCAAGGCAGUGAUUAAAAACGCUGACAUGUCUGAGGAGAUGCAGCAAGAUGCUGUUGAUUGUGCUACCCAAGCACUUGAAAAGUACAAUAUUGAAAAGGACAUUGCUGCAUAUAUAAAGAAAGAAUUCGACAAAAAAUAUAAUCCAACUUGGCAUUGUAUUGUUGGCCGCAAUUUUGGAAGUUAUGUUACACAUGAAACGAGGCACUUCAUAUACUUCUAUCUGGGCCAGGUGGCCAUACUGCUAUUCAAGAGCGGUUAA
Macrosiphum euphorbiae (potato aphid) is the source of this 270-nucleotide messenger RNA. Lineage: Eukaryota; Metazoa; Arthropoda; Insecta; Hemiptera; Aphididae. The record is from the annotation of a GenBank genome assembly.